Molecule: messenger RNA, 2947 nt
Organism: Nannospalax galili (Upper Galilee mountains blind mole rat)
Lineage: Eukaryota; Metazoa; Chordata; Mammalia; Rodentia; Spalacidae
Gene: Tle2
Product: TLE family member 2, transcriptional corepressor
Exons: 20
Coding region: 620-2830 (736 amino acids)
Biological process (GO): regulation of DNA-templated transcription; negative regulation of canonical Wnt signaling pathway
Cellular component (GO): transcription regulator complex; nucleus
Molecular function (GO): transcription corepressor activity; protein binding
Source: RefSeq, a predicted model, not a curated record
CGUCUCCGCAGCCACCUCGCACCGACCCCGGGCGGCAGCCACCGACCUGCGGCGCCGGCUGCGGCCGCCCCGGCUGCACCCCUAAACCCCGGCGGGCGCUUGCGGGGGAGUCCAGGUCCCCUGCCCGAGCUCGCUGUCCUUGUUGCUCUUUUCUUCACGUAAAUCUCUCCCUCCCCCAGCUCCUGGCUUUUCCCCCAGCUGUAGCUCUGCACCCCAUCUUCUCCUUUAGUCUCAGCUUUGCACCCCAUCUUCCCCCCUACUCCAUCCAGUCCUAUCACUCCAUCUUCUCUCCAAGCUCCAGCUUCGCAUCCCAGCGUCUCCCCCAGCUCCAACCUUGCACCCCAGUUUCUCCUAGCCCUAGCUUUACAUCCCAGCUUUCCCCAGUCUGUCUUGCACCCCUGAUUCUAACCUUAGCCUUGCACCCAAGUUUUUCUCCAGGCCCCAGACUUGCACCCCAGUUUCUCCCUCAACCCCAACUUUGCACCCCAGCUUCUCCGCACCCCAAGCCUUGCACCCCUGAUUUUACUCAACUCCAGCUUUGCAACCCAGCUCCCAGCUUCCCCCUCACAUCCUCAAGCCUCUGGGAACUUGGGGGGCGGCUUCUCUAUCGAUCUGCAGGAUGUACCCGCAGGGAAGACACCCGACCCCGCUACACUCCGGCCAACCCUUCAAGUUCUCAGUCCUGGAAAUCUGUGACAGGAUCAAAGAAGAAUUCCAGUUUCUCCAAGCUCAGUACCACAGUCUCAAGUUGGAGUGUGAGAAGCUGGCCAGCGAGAAGACAGAGAUGCAAAGACACUACGUGAUGUACUACGAGAUGUCCUAUGGCCUCAACAUCGAGAUGCACAAACAGGCGGAGAUCGGAAAGCGUCUCAGUGGAAUUUGUGCUCAGAUUAUCCCGUUUCUUACCCAGGAGCACCAGCAACAGGUUCUUCAGGCUGUGGAACGGGCCAAGCAGGUGACCGUGGGGGAGCUGAACAGCCUCAUCGGGCAGCAGCUCCAGCCUCUGACCCACACCCCGCCUGUGCCGCUCACCCCGAGACCGGCCGGCCUGGUGGGCGGCAGCGCCACGGGGCUGCUGGCCCUGUCCGGGGCACUGGCUGCGCAGGCCCAGCUGGCUGCUGCGAAAGAGGACCGUGUGGGCGUGGACUCCGAGGCCUCCAGGGCAGAGAGAGCUGCGAGCAGGAGUGCUUCCCCCUCUCCCGCGGAGAGUCUGGUGGAGGAGGAGCAUCCCAGCGGCCCAGGCUGCAAUGGGAAACAGCAGAGAACAGAAGACAAGGAUCUGUCAGGACCUUAUGAAAGUGAUGAAGACAAGAGCGAUUAUAAUCUCGUGGUGGAUGAGGACCAACCAUCAGAGCCCCCCAGCCCUGAUGUCACCCCAUGUGGAAAGGCACCCAUCUGUGUCCCUUCAAGGAGGGACCUCGUGGACAGUCCAGCCUCUUUGGCCUCCAGUUUGGCCUCACCACUCCCCAGGAGCAAAGAACUUGUUCUGAACGAUCUUCCAGCCAGCACUCCUGCCACCAGAUCCUGUGGUUCCACCUCACCCCAAGACGCAUCCACCCCUGGGCCCAGUUCUGCCAGUCAUCUCUGCCAGCUGGCGGCAAAGCCAGCGCCAUCCACAGACAGCCUCGCCCUGAGGAGUCCGCUGACUCUGUCCAGCCCUUUCAACCUGGCCUCUCAUGGCACCCUCAAUGGGGACCUCUCCAUGUCCAGCUCCUACGUCAGCCUCCACCUGUCCCCCCAGGUCAGCAGCUCUAUGGUGUACGGACGCUCCCCACUGAUGACGUUUGAGUCUCAUCCACAUGUCAGAGGCUCUUCCAUCUCCCUGUCCAGCAUUCCUGGGACAAAGCCGGCCUACUCUUUCCACGUGUCUGCGGAUGGCCAGAUGCAGCCGGUGCCCUUCCCGUCGGACGCACUGGUGGGCGCCGGCAUCCCCCGCCACGCGCGGCAGCUGCACACGCUGGCCCAUGGUGAGGUGGUGUGCGCCGUCACCAUCAGCGGCUCCACGCAGCACGUGUACACGGGUGGCAAGGGCUGUGUGAAAGUGUGGGACGUAGGCCAGCCUGGGAACAAGACACCCAUAGCCCAGCUGGACUGCCUGAACCGGGACAACUACAUCCGCUCGUGCAAGCUGCUUCCGGACGGCCGGAGCCUGAUCGUGGGUGGCGAGGCUAGCACGCUGUCCAUCUGGGACCUGGCAGCCCCCACGCCCCGCAUCAAGGGCGAGCUGACCUCGUCCGCCCCGGCCUGCUACGCCCUGGCGGUCAGCCCCGACGCCAAGGUCUGUUUCUCCUGCUGCAGCGACGGCAACAUCGUUGUUUGGGAUUUGCAGAACCAGGCCAUGGUGAGACAGUUCCAGGGCCAUACGGAUGGGGCCAGCUGUAUUGACAUCUCUGACUACGGUACCCGGCUGUGGACAGGCGGUCUAGACAACACCGUGCGCUGCUGGGACCUGAGGGAGGGUCGCCAGCUCCAGCAACAUGACUUUACCUCCCAGAUCUUCUCCCUGGGCCACUGUCCCACCCAGGACUGGCUGGCGGUUGGUAUGGAGAGCAGCAACGUGGAAAUCCUGCACGUCCGCAAACCCGAGAAAUACCAGCUGCGUCUGCACGAGAGUUGUGUGCUGUCACUCAAGUUCGCCUCCUGUGGACGCUGGUUCGUGAGCACCGGCAAGGACAACCUCCUGAACGCCUGGAGAACCCCGUACGGGGCCAGCAUCUUCCAGUCGAAAGAAUCUUCCUCAGUUCUGAGCUGUGACAUCUCCAGAAAUAAUAAAUACAUUGUCACGGGCUCAGGGGACAAGAAGGCCACCGUGUACGAGGUGGUAUACUGAGCCUGGCUCCUUCUGCUCAAAGGCCUCAGCCUCACACACUCCCCAGCUGGUGCGGUUGGGGUGCUGGAGAAAUAAAAGGAGCACACCGGCUCUCCUGGUGUGUGAAGGUCCAAUGUC